Pteropus alecto (black flying fox) is the source of this 2020-nucleotide messenger RNA. It is a transcript of the gene OGFOD3, whose product is annotated as 2-oxoglutarate and iron dependent oxygenase domain containing 3. The record is from RefSeq and is a predicted model, not a curated record. The coding region runs from base 769 to 1890 and encodes 373 amino acids. Gene Ontology annotation, cellular component: membrane. Gene Ontology annotation, molecular function: oxidoreductase activity, acting on paired donors, with incorporation or reduction of molecular oxygen; L-ascorbic acid binding; iron ion binding. The transcript is spliced from 9 exons. NCBI's taxonomy places the organism in Eukaryota, Metazoa, Chordata, Mammalia, Chiroptera, Pteropodidae.
GACCCCCGCCGGAUACCUUCCCUGACUCCCCUGCCCCAUGCGUGCAGGGGACUCCACGCGGGCCUCCGGCUGGGGGCCGGGGGCUCCCACGCUAGCCUCUGUGAGGCAUUCUAUAGCGGCAUUCCAUAGAGUUCUGCACGUGGUGGAUGGCCCAGUGGGUGGAUGAGCGACCGUCUUGUAACGUGGUCUUGGAGGGGAUUCUGCAAAAGCUUUCGGAGCCGGGUGUAUUUUGGUCACCGCAAGAAAAAUCACCGCUUUUUGGUGCUUGCCCCAGAGGCCAUGGACCUUGCUCCAGGAACUGAAAAUGCAGCCUCCUUCUGUUUUUAGCAGCUUGCCUCGAACGGGGGGUGGGGGGCGGGGGAGCCUUAAUUUGUGGCGACCCUGAGGGAAGUGUCGCAUCCAAAUCUGGCCGACAGGCUGUUUCUUCUGCUGUCUCCCUCAGCGCCUCCCGCUCCCCGCCCCCCUGCUGCCUGAGCAGCCAGGCUGUCCCAGGAGAACUGUUGCCCACGGCUGUGCCCCCGCAGGUUAGGGUUUCAGCCGCCUUCCGAUGCAAAUGGCUGGCAGUCUCCCUGCCCGAUUCCGAAUGCUUGGGGAAGAGAAAUGAUGGGCACACUGGCGUCAGGUGUCCACCCAGUCUAAUCACAGGGCCAGGUGGCUAGAGGCCGGACAGCAGCUCUAGGGGUGGGGAGCUUUGUGGGCUGGGCAGACCCCACCAGGUAUCUAUGAUCUCUGUUUAAAAUGAUCAUGUGUCCACCCAACAUAGUCUGAAUGAGCUGUGCCCACCUCGAGACUUGUUCAAUUGGAAUUAUUUGUAUAGCAGUGAGAGGUGCUGAGGGACAUAAAAAUAGAAGGCAAGCUUCCUGCUUUUCCAGAAUUAAUUAUGUACUUGAAAAACAAGGAGCAUCUCCAGAAGGGGUACCCUGGGGUCUUUUCUCAUUUUCUGCCAGUCCUUCAAACCCUCCAGCCACCAACUCUUUCCUGGACAGCAGAGUGCACAGUUGCUCAGUUACACACAGCGUGAAGAGUGCCCGGGCGCUGCGGGAGCUGCGGAGAAAGUGGCUGCGAGCCGCUGGCCUGGGCACCUGCGCUGCGCUAGCCGCUCUCCUGCUCUGGGGCAUCCUGGGGGCCGAUGACGGCGUCACCGAGGUCCUGGCUCACCGCGGCGAGGUCCUGCCCGGCAGGUUCAUCGAGGUGCCCUGCUCCGAGGACUAUGACAGUCACCGAAGGUUUGAAGGCUGCUCCCCUACCAAGUGUGGCCGGGGUGUCACCGACGCUGUCAUCAGCAGGGACGAAGCCCGGCGCAUCCGCAGCAUAGCGGAGAAGGGGCUCUCCUUGGGAGGAUCCGAUGGAGGGGCGUCCAUCCUGGACUUGCACUCCGGGGCCCUGUCUGUCGGGAAGCACUUCGUGAACCUGUACAGGUACUUUGGGGAUAAAAUAGAAAACAUCUUCUCAGAAGAGGACUUCCAGCUGUGCAGAGACGUGCGGCAGAAGGUGCAGCUCGCAGUGGCCCAGGCCUUUGGCGUCAGUGCGUCCUCGCUGCACCUGACGAAGCCCACGUUCUUUUCCCGCAUCAACAGCACGGAGGCCCGGACGGCUCACGACGAGUACUGGCACGCACACGUGGACAAGGUGACUUACGGCUCCUUCGACUACACCUCGCUGCUGUACCUGUCCGACUACCUGGACGACUUCGGCGGGGGGCGGUUCGUGUUCGUGGAGGAGGGGGCCAACACGACGGUGGAGCCCCGGGCAGGCCGGGUGUCCUUCUUCACCUCGGGGUCCGAGAACCUGCACCGGGUGGAGAAGGUCCACUGGGGCACCCGCUACGCCAUCACCAUCGCCUUCACCUGCAACCCCGACCUGGGCAUCGCAGACCCCGCCCUCACGUAGGCCACGGAUCGACCGGCCGGAAGUAGCCACAUCCAGCAGGUCACUGAACAAGGUGCCUUAGGAGUCACUGGGGUCGGAUUUGCUCAUGUUCCGAUGCUUUUCCAUCUGUGAGUAAAUCCAGGGAACCAGC